Messenger RNA from [Torrubiella] hemipterigena, 1860 nucleotides. The record is from the annotation of a GenBank genome assembly. Lineage: Eukaryota; Fungi; Ascomycota; Sordariomycetes; Hypocreales; Clavicipitaceae.
AUGAGCGGCUCACUCGAGUUUGAAAUACACACUCUCCCCACAGGCGAGUACAAACUCUACUAUCUGGCAGACGAUUCCUAUUCCUGGCUGGCUGCACCCAUCACCGUCACACUUGGCGACACCUACAAUAGUAAAAUGGCUCUCUUGUCGUCUGAACCUCUCGUGAUAAAAUACCAGACCGACAGACCCGAUCCUCACAACUGGAUAGCGCUGUAUUACCGCAACGGUGGCGCACCCAUCAACCAAGAGUUCAACAAAUUUUCUCUAAACUGGAAAUAUGCACCCCUCGAGCACGGCACCGUGCAGCUGUCGACUAUCGGUCUUACUGGAGGCAUGUACAGCGCAUAUUUUAUGGCUAGUGACGGCUACCAGUGGCUCUCGGAACCUAUUGAGCUUUCUCUGAACGGCACAGUCGGAUACAUUGGAACUCUGGAGGAGGACUACAAGCAUAAGAAGCGUGGCAAGGUCCUCGCCUACAAAUACCACGCCCCUCAACCCAACGACAAGAAUUGGAUUGGCAUCUGGCGAUACUACGACGGCGGCCCUGAACACGAAGCCUUUAACAAGGAACCUCUUCUCAAGCAAUAUGCACCAGGUCUACGUGGUACUGUUGAAUUUAAUGCGUCCAAGCUGGAACCCGGACCAUUCAAGGCGUACUUUUUAGAGGAUGACAGCUACCGGUGGCUGGCAGAGCCCGUAAGCUCGAUUACACGCAAGAAUACACCCUUCCGUCCCAUGACGCAGUUCUUCACAGGUCCGACUCUGCGCGUCGGCGAACCAGUCAACUGGAGUCUUGCGGGUACCAUCAACCACGGCGUUGAUACUCGCAACACGUUCUCUAUCAUUGUCUCAAAGUACGACUGGGCAUGGGUGACCAAGGACGGGAGGAUCAUUGGGACGCCAACGCCCGACUCGCAGGGCAAGAACUUGACUGUCGAGGUCUUUGUCACUGGAUCUGAGGACGUGGGCUACCUGGGCAACUGGAUGAUUGUGUCUUUGCCCGUCGCUCGCAAUGAGGAUCCGGUUGUCAAGAACCUGCGGAUGAUUAGUCUCAACAUGAAGGACGGCGGCAAGCACGUGGAAAAGUACAACACAAAGCAGUAUAUCUGGUUCCAGCUGAACAAUGUAGAUGUUGUCACCAUGCAAAGCACAGACGGAUAUCAUGGGGCACGAGUAGCCACGGCGCUGGGCUGGCAUGUUUACCAGGGCGACGAUGUGGCUAUUCUCUCCAAGUAUCCGAUUGUGCAAGUCUACCAGGCCACACCAUUUGCUGCGGGUGUUCGGAUUGCUCUAGAAGAGGGCAAAAGCGAGAUUAUUGUCUGGACAGCGCAUCUUACCAACCAGACAUAUGGUCCGCAGAGUGUCUGCGUAGAUAAAGUGUCCAUGGACGAGGCUCUGCAGCGAGAGGAAGACUCGGGACGCCCGGCUCAGCUGCGAGAAGUCAUGGAACAGGUGAAAGGGCACUUGGCCACAGCAGACAGCAAGCCGGUAUUUUUGACGGGUGAUUUUAAUGCGCCAUCUCAUCUGGACUGGACAAAUAACAAUACGCACUGCGGGUUCGGCAACACAUCAUGGCCGACGUCGCUAAUCCCAACAGAGGCUGGCAUGGUGGAUGUAUUCCGCGCGGUUAACAGCAAUCCCCAAGCUGAACCGGGAAUAACUACACUAUCACCAAAUGUUACAGCAUCACAGGACGGCGGUGAUCGCAUCGACUUCAUCUACUACAAAGGCAGCAGGGCGGUCCCCGCCAAAGCACAGGCUAUCAUGACAAACGACCGACACGCAAAGCCGGGUCGAAAAGAGAAUCGCUGGUGGACAGAUCACAAGGCUGUAUUUGCAGAGUUUACUAUGCAAUACUAG